AUGUCCUGGCAAAGCAGCGGUAGUCAGUGGCGGCAGCAAGGUUAUGGGAGCUCACGUUGGGAGGCUGGUAGAAGAUACUCUGAGUAUGAUGCUGGCGGCGAUCAAAGAUACGAGUAUAAGGCUGGCGCAUCGGGCGGAUCAUGGAAGGGUGGGCAAGAGUAUUGGGACGGGAGUGGAAGCUCUGGAGGACAGUUUUGGAAGGGCGCCAGUGGUAGCUAUCAAAAUGACUCGGUGGAUUGGAUCGAUCCUGGCAGGCGUUGGACGGGCGAACAGCGCAGUGUUGAUGAGGAAGGAGGUGAGAAGCCAUCAGGUCUACCGCGAGCCAGGUCCCGAUCGAGAUCUAGAUCCAGCCCUAGGUACAUACGGCAACGUAGCCGUAGUCCUGAUUAUUCCAAUGAUAAUCAGCAGGACACAACACGUUCGAGUGAAGAAAGCGACUCGUCGGAACGAGGGGAAAGCGAGUCUGUGAGCCCGGAAGGCUUGGUUGUUCGGCGAGAAGCAGGUGGGCUGCUGGAAUUCGACGCGCCUUGUACAGUUCGAGGGGUGGAGUCGUUUAGUGAGGAAGAGAAGAAAAAGCUGGCACGGUUUGCCACAUGGGAAGAGGCGGUUGAACGUGGUAUUCUCUUACAGAAUGUUGUCGAUGCUCUUGAGACCUCCGGGGCGGCCCGACCUACCCCGAUACAACAGCAUGCUAUUCCGGUGAUAGCUGCCGGAGUGGACGUAGUAGCAAGUGCGCAGACGGGCACUGGAAAAAGUCUGGCAUUUAUCGCACCUAUUGUGUCGAAGAUUGGCAAAUUGUCUUCAACAGUUCCCCGGCCAUUCUUUCCAGGGAGGAUGGCCCAGGCGUCUCCACUGUGCAUGGUACUGGCCCCAACAAGAGAGCUCGCGAUGCAGUUGGUGAAAGAUUUUGAAUCGUGCUCGGUGAGCCUUGCUCAAGGAGAAAUGUGUCGAACAAUGGCAGCGUAUGGUGGAGAAACUGCAUCGCGUCAGGCGGACCGCAUUUGUGCGGAGCAGCUCGACGUGUUGGUGGCCACUCCCGGAAGGCUCCUCGAGUUUAACGAGACGGGAAGGGUGUCCUUGGGGUAUGUCAAGUUCCUCGUGUUGGACGAGGCAGAUCAGAUGCUAUCCAUGGGCUUGGAGGCGUAUGUUAAUAACAUUCUCAUGGACACGGACCUUACAGAGCCCAGUGGACGGCAAACACUGCUGUUCUCUGCCACUAUUGACAAUCCAAACCUCAAGCCGUGGCUAGAGGGCGAGGUGGGUUGUACGGGAAACCGUGUAGGAACUGAAGUUCAUUCACGAGAAGUUUUACGCUUGAUAGAUCGAUGUGCACUUGUUGAUUUUGCCCUCGUGAAUUCUGUUUGUGACAUGUUAAUCUCGCAGGCGAUAGUUUUCGUGGCAUCUCGUGAUAGAGGAAAGGAUCUCCAUAAACGAAUAUGUGGAAGUGGGAGUUUAUGCUGUGGUUUACUACAGGGCAAGCAGCUGCAGGCGGUCCGGGAAGAAGUCGUGAGGAGGUUCCGCACCAACGAAGAUCAAGUAUUGGUAUCGACCAGUGUUGCCGCGAGAGGCUUGGAUUUCCCGAACGUGACAUUAGUAAUUAACUACGAUAUGCCUGAGAGUAUUGAGACAUAUACGCACCGAAUAGGCCGGACAGGCCGUAUUGGUCACGAGGGUCGCGCUAUCGCAUACUACAACCCCGCUAGCAAGGACAGACGAAUUGGUGAUGCUCUUAUUGCCUUCUUGAGGAAGUAUAAUCAGCCAGUUAGCGAAGAGCUUAAGAAUGCAGGAAUUCGCCAUCGAGCGAUCGUUGGAGUUACAGCAGCUCGAGUCGCCGUCAAGGUCGUUCCCAGGAUCGUGGCGACUAUCAUCAUUACCGCUCUGGGAGGGAUAGGUCCUCUCGAUACAGCUCGUGGUGACCAGUGA
This is a messenger RNA of Perkinsus marinus ATCC 50983, 1923 nucleotides long. Its product is annotated as ATP-dependent RNA helicase DDX3Y, putative. The record is from RefSeq and is a predicted model, not a curated record. The coding region runs from base 1 to 1923 and encodes 640 amino acids. Lineage: Eukaryota; Perkinsozoa; Perkinsida; Perkinsidae. The transcript is spliced from 19 exons. Gene Ontology annotation, molecular function: nucleic acid binding; ATP binding.